Pelecanus crispus (Dalmatian pelican) is the source of this 693-nucleotide messenger RNA. It is a transcript of the gene RPP25, whose product is annotated as ribonuclease P/MRP subunit p25. Gene Ontology annotation, molecular function: RNA binding. Gene Ontology annotation, biological process: tRNA 5'-leader removal. Gene Ontology annotation, cellular component: ribonuclease MRP complex. The record is from RefSeq and is a predicted model, not a curated record. NCBI's taxonomy places the organism in Eukaryota, Metazoa, Chordata, Aves, Pelecaniformes, Pelecanidae.
AUGACUGCCGAAGGAGGGGGAGCCAAGCCCAUCACCCAGUCCAGGAUGGAGAACUUCCGAAAGGUGAGGACCUCAGAGGAGGAGAGCCCCUUGCCCUUCCCCGACCUGCCCCCAGAUGUGGUGGAGAUGAAAGUGAAGGAGGGCAGCAAGAUCAGGAACCUGAUGAACUUCGCCAUGGCCCAGAUGGAGCUGAAGGGCAGCAGGCAGAUCGUCUUCAGUGGUUGCGGCAGGGCUGUCACCAAGACCAUCACCUGCGUGGAGAUCAUGAAGCGCAAGCUGGGAGGUCUUCACCAGGUCACCAAGGUGCGCUACAAAACCUUGCUGGAGGUCUGGGAGAACCAGGACCCGCUGCCUGGCAGCCCGGCACAGAACCUGACCGUCCACAAGAAUGUCCCCUCCAUCUGCAUCCUCCUGUCCCGAGACCCCCUGGAUCCCAACCAGACGGGCUACCAGCCCCCGGAGCCCCGGCAUGGGCUGGGGACGCAACUCAGCGAGGCCGGGGAAGACGCAUCCAGCUCCUCCACCAAGGGGCUGAAGCGGCCCCUGCCACCUCCCCACGAGGAGCUGCUGACCAAGAAGUUGCAGGCACAGGUACCGGACAGUCCAAGGGGCUCAGGGUCCACAGACCACCAGCGGGGGCCCACAACCCACCAGCCAGCCCCCCCCCACUGCCCCCACCACCUCUUGCCCUGA